AUGAAGACGGAAGAGGCUCCGUCCUGCCUGCAGCAGGCAACGCCGGUCCUGGGCUUCGGUUCGGACUCCAAGAUGCGGGAGGUGUGCGCCGGCUGCGACACCCCCAUCUCCGACCGGUUCCUCCUGCGAGUCAACGAGCGCUCCUGGCACGAAGGUUGCGUGAAAUGCGCCGUCUGCCUGCAGCCGCUCUCCGGGACCUGCUACUGUCGCAACCGGCAGCUCUACUGCAAACACGACUACGAGAAGCUGUUCCAGACCAAGUGCAGCAGCUGCUUGAAGGCGAUCGCCCCCUCCGAGCUCAUCAUGCGGGUGCUGGAGAACGUCUACCACGUUCACUGCUUCUACUGCUGCGAGUGUGAGCGGCGCCUGCAGCGGGGAGACGAGUUUGUGCUCAAGGAGGGGCAGCUGCUGUGCCGCAGUGACUAUGAGAAGGAGAAGGAGAUGCUGAGCGCUAUCAGCCCGGCACCCACCGAGUCUGUGAAAAGCGAGGAUGAAGACGGCAGCCACUCGCACGGCAAAGGCAGCGAGGAGAGCAAAGACCACAAGCGCUCCAAGCGCCCGCGCACCAUCCUUACCACACAGCAGCGUCGGGCGUUCAAGGCCUCGUUCGAGGUUUCCUCAAAACCUUGCAGAAAGGUAAGAGAGACCCUGGCAGCCGAGACGGGCUUGACUGUGCGGGUGGUACAGGUCUGGUUCCAGAACCAGAGAGCCAAGAUGAAGAAGAUUGCUCGCAGACAACAACAGCAGCAGCAGCAACAGCAGGAGCAAGACCAGCUGGGCAACCCUCGCUUAGGGACCGGGAGAGGGACCGGUCGCAACAGCAGGCAGAGCAACGACGACAGCGAAGACGGCGCAAGCGUUCACGGCCUGGAUGGGCUCAUGGUCCCCUACCCCAGGAUCCCCCAGCAGCAGCUGCUGCCCCUGGAUCAGAACGGCUACAGCACAGACCUGUACAGACAAGGGCUGACGCCGCCCCAGCUGCCAGGAGACCACCUGCACCCCUACGACUCAGAAGGAGUUUUUCACGAUAUGGACAGUGACAGCAUCAGCCACCUGGGAGACUGCCUGCUGUCAACGGCUGAAGCCAACCUCCUCCAAGCCCGCGUGGGCAACCCCAUUGACCGACUCUACUCCAUGCAGAGCUCCUACUUCACAUCCUGACCAUAGAAAAGCUCCCGACUCUUCACGAGUAUCUCGGAUGGAUGCUGCUUCAAAUUCAGAACGAGGGCGAGGGAGAAGAAACAAGACUGAGACCUUCAGAGACAUUCGUUGAGCACUGCACAACGGAGCAGGCAACUAGGUCUGCCACACAUACAAGCACUAAUACACGGAGACCUUUCACAGCCUGAAGGACUUUGGAUCGCCUCUCUCCUUUUUUCUAGCCACGAGUAGAUCGAUGGUAUGAUGUUGUUUAGCUGUAACUUUAGCGGUUUGUCCAGUGUUUAAGCUUUUGAGCAUUAUGUCCUGCAAACAAAGACUGGCCAAGCUAACCAGAGCUGCCCCUAGAAGUAGGAGGUGCCCUUCCCACAAGAACUCCAUUUAUUCCAGCCUCGGUCACAGCUGAGCUGCUCGCUGUGCCGUUUUGCCUCAUUUCCCAAUCCAGAUACAGGCUUCACGGGACAAGGUUAAUUUUCAACAGUAAAAUCCAAGGUCCUGAGGCAUCUCUAAAUGAUGCCGCUGCUGCUUCAGAGAUUUUCUUCACGGUUGUCGACCAGUUGGACCAGGACAGGUUUUUUUCAUGUUUGACACUUGGGAAAUGCACACUAGUUUGGCCCCUGGUUGAAACGGCUACGCUCGGGUAUCUGCUUCAAGAAACAACAGAAUAUUUAUCCUCUGUCGUGUUCAGGGGUGCCAAGAGAAGCCUAACACACCCACAGUGAGUUCUCUAUCACCUUUACGUCUGUCUUUUUCUGAAGGGGCAGUUUUACUCCCUGUUUGGACAGACCAAAGACAUAUUCUCACAAAAUCACAGCUGCCAGCCACACUAAUUUCUGCCAGUUUCUUUUUUAAAACAGCAAAGUGAAACGCUUUUACUCUAAAAAUAUCCCUGCUAGAAAGCCCUGGCUCUGUCGGUCUGUCCACAGAGGGAUUUCCCACCCUGACUGUGCUCCCGGUCCACUCAAGGCAUCCCAGCACCUCGCUUCCCUCCCACAAGCAAUGAGAGAAAGAAACUGGAUUGUGUUACGCUACCACACAUCCCCGCCAAGUCACUUAACUCCAAGAGGUUAGUUUUCGCUUCGAGGGCAACCCCGGGGUGACGUCAGGACUCAGCCAAGAGAAAAGGGUGUCUCCACUGAGGGCCGAAAGGAAUAAUCCAUGUCCUCUUACCCAUCAUCAUGCCACGAGGCAGGCGAGUUACGAGAAGCAGGUGGGCACUAAUAUGCGUACCCACAAAAAAGGGCAAGAAAGAGAGAGCAGAGAAUGGACGCCUGAAUUGUUACCAAAGGGAAAUUCUUUAUUCUCCUGCUGAAGACCCAAACCUGGGAUUUUGUUCUUUGUAUACGUGAAGGAUUGCCGGUGUUCCGGGAAAGGUCGGGCUUUCCCAUGAGCCUGCUUGCAGCAUGCCAGCUGAAGGAGUACCGUCCUCCAGAACUGACCUGCCCCUGUCUAUUUGAACUGAACAACAGGCAAGCAACUUCCAAAGGAAAUAAGGACUUAUUUUUAAAUCUUGGACCUCCGGAGUUGUGAGUCUGGAGCGGUGCAACCCAAAAACCUGGCUGACUGAUGUUUCUGUAGGUGGUGUUUUCCUUCUAAGCCUCCACAGGCUUCUCAGUCUGAUUUCAAAGGUGUGUAGCCUCUCAAAUGAAACAAACAAAAAAAAGAAAUGGCUAAUUUUUGUUGUCUGCCGUUACAGAGGAAGAUUCCCAGGAACUACAUAAUCCUGGAUUUGGGGAUGAAAGGAGAUGAUACGUUUUGCUUUUUAUUAGGAUUUUUCACCUUCUCAACUACUUAUAGAGACCUGACCUAAAGAAUGACGUGUAACAGAACCACAGCCCUUAUAAAGAUCCCUCGGCCGUUGCUUCACCUUUAAUAAAGCUGUGUGAACGUGACACGUGCUGAUGUGCAGUCACUUCCCGUUGCGUUUAGUGCCGGGUUCUGUAGCUGGACUUGCCUUCGCUCUCAGUAUCAAUGUCUCUCCCCAGAAGGCAGUCGUGUACAUAGCUUACAGACACUUUGACAUUUCUUUUUAUGAGGGGAGGGGGAGCCUUGCGCAGAAACAACUAUUUAUGACGUAUGUUUGCCCAGAUAGACAAGUUCUAGACGAAGCUGCUGCCGCUGGGUGACUCCCACCUUUGUUGCGUGGUCAUCCACCCCUAAGAAUCGAAACGGGAAAACUCCUAAAGCUGUAUGUUACUUCUAGAGGCUCCUGCACUAGAGGCGGUCUCAGUUUAGGCAAAGUUUUAAGAGAAUGUUACAGUGAACUAUGUGCAAAUCAAUGUUUCUCCCAAAUACCAGAGCCAGCUUCACCCACUGAACCCCCACCCUCUCUUCCUUGUGCUCUAGUGCUGUGAUGUGCCGAUGUUUUUUUUUUUUUUGC
Molecule: messenger RNA, 3538 nt
Organism: Phalacrocorax carbo (great cormorant)
Lineage: Eukaryota; Metazoa; Chordata; Aves; Suliformes; Phalacrocoracidae
Source: RefSeq, a predicted model, not a curated record